AAAAAUCCAUACCGAUCUAGAUGGACAGGGGUAGGUGCCUUAAUUUCCUUGCAGGUCAGCGGCCACGCAGUAUCUUUUAUGGGGCACGCAUUAACAGCCACGUUGAUGGCCGCAGGCCCACACACUUCACCAACCCUCCCCUUCCCUUGCACACCUUAUCUUCAACCUUCUGCAACCACACAGAGAGACACAGAGAGAGGUGAGAGAUGAAGAUGGAGAGAUGGGAGAAAGUAAGCGGCCGAAGGCUGGCGAUCAUCUGCUUCUACCUGUUGGUUUCCACAGCGACGUCGUCGGAUGGGCGGGAGUGGGAUAUCGCCGGAGAAGGAGGUGGCGCCGGCGGCCAUGAGAGGGCGGCGCCGUUCCUUCUUAAGGAAACAAGAGUGGUGUCAAAGUCGGAGGGCGGCGAGAUCAGGGUGUUCAAAAGUCCCUCAUGGAACGGCCGCCCGCCCCGCAUACUCGUUAGCUUUGUAACCAUGGAAGCAAACACACUGCUCAUUCCCCAUUACAUGGAUGCCGACCUCAUCCUGUUCCUCCUAAAAGGGGAAGCCAAAGCGGGCUGGAUUCACGAAGACGAUUUGGUCGAGCGGCAGUUGAAACCUGGAGAUGUUCUCCACGUCCCGGCGGGGUCGGCCUUCUAUUUCGUCAACACCCGCAAGGAUCAGAAACUCCAAUUCAUCGGCGCCCUCGAAUCGCUUGAGUCAGACCUCAUCGGCGGCUCCGCUUUCUUCAUUGACGGCGGGAAGUUCCCUACCUCCGUUUUUGCUGGUUUUGAUAUCAGCACCUUGACCUCUGCCUUCAAUGCGACGCCGGAGGAGGUAGGGGUGCUUAAAUCGGCCAGCUUCGCCGGGUCGAUCAUAUUCAACACCGACAAUGAAGCCAAUCACCUCCAUGAGGUCAUCAGCGACAUGAAGUCUGAGAUGAAAAGGUUGAAGCAGAGUAGACCAUUAAAACAGAAUAGCGGCAAAAAAACAGUAUCAUGGACAACAAUCUUGGGCUCGAUCUUCUUUGGAGAAACAGCGAAGGAGAAGAACAAGGCCAAGCGCCGAGCAAGCGAUCCAGUGGAAGCACCGGAUGCAUACAAUGUCUACGAUCGUGAGCCCGAUUUCAAAAACGAUUAUGGAUGGAGCGUCGAGAUCAACGGGGACGACUACUUACCGCUCAAGCAGUCGGACAUCAGCAUCACUCUCCUCAGUCUCAGCACGGGAUCAAUGAUGGCGCCGCACAUGAAUUCCCGGGCGACGGAGUACGGGGUGGUGAUUGCUGGGGCGGGAACGGUGGAAGUUGUCUACCCUAACGGGACGCAGGCUAUGAAGGCAGAAGUGAGAGAAGGGGAUGUGUUCUGGGUGCCGACGUUUUACCCGUUCUGUCAGGUGGCUUCGAGAGAGAAUCCGAUGGAGAUUUUAGGGUUUACGACGUCGUGGAGGAGGAGUAGGCCGCAGUUUCUGGUGGGAAAGAGCUCGAUACUAAGGAAGAUGAUCGGGAGCGAGCUAGCAGCGGGAUUUGGGAUAACGGAGGAAGAGUUGAGGAAGUUGGUGACGAAGCAGAAUGAGUCGAUGAUUUUGCCGAGCUUGAAGGAGGCGGGAGGAAGGGGAUGAUGGGAAGCGAUGGCGGGAAAAGGGUGAAUCCUUGCUUUAUGUAGGGUUUAGGGUUUUUUUUUUUCUUUUUAAUUAGGAUUUUUUACACAUAUAGAAGGUAUAAUCUCGUAAUUUACACAUAACACCCUCGAAAGUUUAAUAUUACGGAUUCUAAACUCAUGUUAACACCUCUUGCCAUAUUUGGCACUGAGGUCAGACUGCCAGAAAUGCGCACACUGUCCGAUCUCCACCAUUCAUGAGGGCAAACAUGUAUUUCAGUGGCCAUUAUUUUUAUUUUUUAUUUUUAAAUAAUGAUGGACGGUGGAGAUCAGACAGCGGAUGCAUGUAUGGAAUAAUUUUUCGUUAACGAGAGUAUAUAAUUCGUAAUGUCAAACUUUUGUGGGUGAGAAAUGUAAAUAAGGAGGUUUUAUGUGCUAUUUAUGUAAAAAUCCCUUUUGUUUUAUCGUUUUGGCCGUGUAGGCGAAUAAAAUUAUUCUAUGAAUUUGAGAGCAA
Phalaenopsis equestris is the source of this 2087-nucleotide messenger RNA. Its product is annotated as vicilin-like seed storage protein At2g28490. The transcript has 4 exons. The record is from RefSeq and is a predicted model, not a curated record. The coding region runs from base 207 to 1595 and encodes 462 amino acids. Lineage: Eukaryota; Viridiplantae; Streptophyta; Magnoliopsida; Asparagales; Orchidaceae.